AUGGCCUCCGGUUCAAUCGACCAAUCGUCCACCGGGCAAAACGAAAAACAUCCGACCAGCAAAACACACCCAACUGGCCCGCCUACUGGAGAUGCAGCGCUCGAAUUGCUUGGAAAUGGAGCCCCCGGUGGACCUCUGGACCCUGAAGCAUCGGCACGUUUGGUCCGAAAGAUUGAUCUCUACGUGAUGCCGCUGAUCUGCAUUGUGUACUUCUUACAGUACCUCGACAAGAUCGCCGUCUCCUAUGCUAGUGUGACGGGCGUGCGCGAGUCGGCGAAUCUGCAUGGGAACCAGUUCAACUGGGUCUCAAGUAUGUUCUUCUUUGGCCAGCUAGCCCUACAAUUCCCUACGAUGCGACUCAUUCAAGCCUUCCCGCUGGCACGGUACGUGGCCUUCAACGUCACCGUCUGGGGCGCGAUCCUGGCGUGCAUGGCUGCGUGCAAGUCAUUUGCUUCCCUAAUGGUCUGCCGCGCGCUGCUGGGUGCCGCGGAGGCUGCGGUCGUACCGGCCUGGGUAGUCUUCACCUCACAGUGGUAUCGCAAGGAGGAACAGGCAUUCCGCGUCGGCCUGUGGUUCUCGAUGUGUGGCUUCGCGCAGAUGUUCGGCGGAUACAUUGCCUACGGCGUGGCCAUCCAUAUUGGCGGAGAUCCCACGGCUGCUCUGCGCGGAUGGCAGGUCAUCUUUCUCAUCCUAGGCCUGUUUACUGCAAUUAUCGGUAUCAUUUUCUUCUUUAUUCUGCCAGACUCCCCGGUCACGGCUUGGUUCCUCUCACCCGAAGAAAAAGCCAUGCAUGCCGAGCGUUUGCGCGGUAACAAACAGGGCAUCGGUAGCACCGUCUUCAAGAAGGAGCAGAUGUACGAGGCGUUCCGAGACCCGCAAACGUGGAUGUACUCGUUCUGGGUGUUUGCGGCCAACGUCCCCAAUUCCAUCGCCACCAGUUUUGGAAACAUCCUCGUCACCGGCAUGGGAUACUCGGCGAACCAGAGCCUGCUGCUGGUGACACCGCUGGGUGCCUACGAGGUCGUGGCGCUCAUCGGACUAACAUAUCUCGCCAUGAGAAUGGAACAGCGCCUUCUCUGGUGUAUCAUCGGCCACCUUCCAUCCAUCGUGGGUGCCAUCCUAAUGGCGACUACCGAAAAGGCUCCGGCUCUCGUGGGAUAUUACCUCUCGGGAGGAAUCCCCAUCGGAUGGACGACGAUUCUGGGUCUGACUAGCACCAACGUAGCCGGCUCGACGAAGAAGAUCACCGUGUCCUGCAUUCAGACAGUGGCAUACACAGUUGGCAACAUCAUCUCUCCGCAGACAUUUCAAGCGAAGGAUGCGCCCCAGUAUCUGCCGGCCAAGAUUUCCAUCAUCGUCUUGUACUUCCUCGUCACAGUAGACCUGUGCCUCAUUCGAUGGAUGUUCAUCCGCGAGAACCGCAAGCGAGACCAGGAGAAAGCCGCACUAGGCGACGCCUACGUGGUACCAGAGAACCACGAGUUCCUCGACUUGACGGAUCGCCAGAAUCCGGAAUUCCGAUAUGCAAUCUGA
This is a messenger RNA of Aspergillus affinis, 1533 nucleotides long. Its product is annotated as MFS allantoate transporter. The transcript has a single exon. Gene Ontology annotation, molecular function: dipeptide transmembrane transporter activity; allantoate transmembrane transporter activity. Gene Ontology annotation, biological process: tripeptide transport; dipeptide transport; transmembrane transport. Gene Ontology annotation, cellular component: plasma membrane. Lineage: Eukaryota; Fungi; Ascomycota; Eurotiomycetes; Eurotiales; Aspergillaceae. The record is from RefSeq and is a predicted model, not a curated record. The coding region runs from base 1 to 1533 and encodes 510 amino acids.